Messenger RNA from Mizuhopecten yessoensis (Yesso scallop), 3179 nucleotides. Its product is annotated as GPI inositol-deacylase-like. Gene Ontology annotation, molecular function: phosphatidylinositol deacylase activity. Lineage: Eukaryota; Metazoa; Mollusca; Bivalvia; Pectinida; Pectinidae. Gene Ontology annotation, biological process: GPI anchor metabolic process; endoplasmic reticulum to Golgi vesicle-mediated transport. The transcript has 27 exons. Bases 2 to 2752 code for a protein of 916 amino acids. Gene Ontology annotation, cellular component: endoplasmic reticulum. The record is from RefSeq and is a predicted model, not a curated record.
CAUGGCGGCAGUUCGAGCAGGGUUUGCGGUAGUGUGUGUCGGCAUUCUUGUUUAUGGGAUUCUGGACAUCAUGACAAAUUUUGAAGAAAACAACUGUGAUAUGACAUACAUGUUUGAAAUGCCAGAAUAUGUGAACAUUUCUUUGGGAGAAGAGGUCAAGAAGACGUAUCCCAGAUAUGGGCUUUACGUGUACGGGGAAGGGGAUUAUGCCAAAUAUGUCAGUGAUAUGAAUCUACAGGGGGUACCUGUUCUUUUCAUCCCUGGCAAUGCUGGUAGUCACAAGCAAGCCCGCUCCCUAGCAUCAGUGGCCUUAAGACGUGUUGAGGAAAAAAAACCUAACUUCCAUUUCAAUUACUUCACAGUGGAUUUGAAUGAGGAGAUGAUGGGUCUGUAUGGUGGGACAUUACAGGAUCAGACAGAAUUUGUGCACCUUUGCAUGACAAAGAUUUUGACGUUGUAUGGAGAAGCUCCAAACCCACCCUCCUCUGUAAUACUAGUUGGACAUUCUAUGGGUGGAAUUAUUGCAAGAGCGCUGUUCACACUACCAGAUUUUGACCCUAGUCUGGUAUCCACUAUUAUCACGCAGGCAACCCCACACCAGGGGCCUGUUCUUCCCCUUGAUAAGAAGCUCUCCACGUUUAUGACGGCUGUAAACAGUUACUGGGUGGAGCAUGGUAACAGUAGCUUAAGCCAUGUGACUGUUGUGUCUACUGGUGGAGGUCACCGGGAUGUCCUUGUCAGGAACAGCUUGACCUCUCUGAAAGGGAUAGUGGACGAAUCCCGUGGAGUGUACACAUCAACCAUGUCUGUCCCGAAUGCUUGGGUGUCCACCGACCACCUGUGUGCUGUGUGGUGUAGACAGAUGGUGCUAGCAACCACACGGGCCCUGUUUGACAUCAUUGAUCCCAAUACAUCACAGGUUAGCACUGACAAAACUCUGAGGAUGAAUGUAUUCCGACAUCACUUCCUGUCACAUACUGGAACCUUGCAAUAUCCGAAGACAUCUGAAAAGGAGAUAACUAUUGACCCUUCUAUAACAUGGGUGGAGAAGACUGACAAGUUGUGGGAGUAUGCCAGACCUAAGGUACCAAAGACUCGUUACAUAGCUGUACCUAUCCGUAGGGAGGGUGUCGACUCCCUGGUAGCCAUCAGUGAUGUGUUAACCAAAGAUUGGAUUUGUGCUUGUAAACUGAAGGAAGGAGAGAAACAAUGUAAAAAGUGUACAAACCUGUCUGAUAGAGGACGACUCGUACCUCCAAGGAAUUCCGGCAGAAAGGUAGUCCAUCUGGAGUUGUCAGAAAUGACAGAUAUGACACACAUCAUCUUGAUUGUCCCACAGAGCUUUGACAAGGUGGAAGUGAUGGCUGACUUGUAUAAUCAGGGGGAGCGCCACCUAGCCUACCGUAUGCCUGGCUUUAUAGACAUAAUGAUGACAUAUCCGGAGAGUGUCACUAAGAGUGCUAGCACUCUCACCCUCUAUAACGACACCUUGUUCUACAGUCUGAGGUUACAGGGUAUAGACACUCUACUGAAGGCCUACAGGGUCUAUCUCCGUCCCAAAUACUGCGCCGAACAAAACAAUCCAGAACUUCACACUGGUAGUAUGAUGAUGUUUCAUGUGCCCUGGAGUAACGAGGACACCUAUUCCUCCAACAGAAAUGACCAGGUGGGUACCCUGUCCCUGAAGCUACAGAGCGGUGUGCCUAUAAUCGAGGAUGAUGGGGACCUUGAGCUGCGUGUCUACACAGACCCAUCCUGUACCUACCAACUAGACUUUGUGGCUGCUCCGUCCGACAUGCUGGGUCAGCUGAUGAGAUUCUAUGGCCCUCUCCUACCUGCAUAUAUGGUUGCUGUACUACUGAUGGGCCUCAUACAGCAGCUUUUCAUCAUCACUCGAGAUGGAAGCUGCCCAAGUAUGCUGGAUGCCAUUGCUGCCAACGGCCAGCCUUUCAAACUGAUUCCAAUAGUGAUGUUAUUCCUGGGUCUCCUUCAACACCCAAGUGUACAACCAGCCAGCAAAGUGGCCAGCCUACCAGAGUUGGAUAUUCAGUUCCUCACUAACCAGGGGAUAAAUCUACGCUUCCUGCCUGUAAUGCUCUUCUACCUCUCCCAGGGAGUUGUCAACUUCCAGUGCUACGUCCUCACGAAGGUGUUUACCGUCGUCAGUACGGUUGCAGCUCUUCUAUCAUCCAGGUUUUUAGGAAAUAUUGAGACUUUAUGGAGAAAAUUUGAGAUUUUCUUAGUGGGCUUUGCUGUAGUAUCAACAGUCCUCAUCUGUAGUUCUCUCGGAAUUCUUAUAAUAUAUUUUGUAGUUUUAAUAAAGGUGAUCACAUUGAAGAACCUGUCACGAGACUCGGCCGGGGAGCUGAGUCGUUUCCACUUCUACUUCUCUGUGUAUCUACUGUGGCUGUGGAUGCUUGUCAUCAGUGUACCAGCUUUCAUCACCUGGGUCAAUAAUGUCAAGUAUUCCAUUGUACUCUACGGCGAUCCUAACCUUGUACCAGCUACAGUAGGGGUCAUAGCAGUAGGAACAAUGCUCCUCCUGGACAACCCCCUCCCUCAAAGAAUAAACUACCGUGCUUGGUACUUUGGUAUCUACGGUGGAGCUGUGACAAUGCUGCUGUACGGGACUCUGUCAUUGUUCCGUGUACCCUACAUCAUCGUGUUUACUCUGUCACUUAUCGCCACCUGUCAGGCCGUGUGUAGGGUCAGCCCAACCAAACAAACCACUCCAAACAACAUCAACCAAUGAACAGUCUUGUUAUAAAUCUAAUAUGGUCGCAAAAUGUAGACCAUUGAAAGCCUUGUUUUAUAUAUGUUGGACUUAUUUUAUAACUACAACAAGAUUAAGUUUAGAACAUGCAGACAGUAACUCAUUUUAAGUUAAAUGCUAUAAGACACUUUCAUGCUCAGGUUUACAGAAUAGGGAAAUUCCAACCAAGGGUUUUCAAAUAAGUGGAAACCCCAGGCUUGCCAAGGGGUUCCCACCAAUAUCAAAUUCCUUUGAUUGUAAUUUAACUAUCCUUCAACCCUGGGCAUCAAAAGUAUUUUUUUCAUUCCAAUGAUCAGAAACCGAGAAACCACAAAAGUGCUUCAGAGUUUCUGCAUCAGGGUAUCUGAAGGUUCACAAUUUUGUGACAACAUAGUGUCCCAUUGUGACAGAUUCCACCUAAAAUGAG